This is a messenger RNA of Penicillium coprophilum, 1122 nucleotides long. RefSeq lists its product as uncharacterized. Gene Ontology annotation, cellular component: mannan polymerase complex. The transcript has a single exon. Gene Ontology annotation, biological process: protein N-linked glycosylation. Gene Ontology annotation, molecular function: alpha-1,6-mannosyltransferase activity. The record is from RefSeq and is a predicted model, not a curated record. Bases 1 to 1122 code for a protein of 373 amino acids. NCBI's taxonomy places the organism in Eukaryota, Fungi, Ascomycota, Eurotiomycetes, Eurotiales, Aspergillaceae.
AUGUCAACCAACUUAAAAAACUCGCGCUCUUUGCGCUUGACUGUUGCCCUUAUCAUUCCAUUUGCGCUAUUUUGUUAUCUUUACUCGUGGAAACAAAUACCCACUGUCUCCAGUAGUACGAUACCGUACUCUUCAGGGACGGCUACGACCACAGCGGCCUCAAUUUCAACAUCAGUGCCUCCAAAGGAACAUCCUUCGCCUCCAUCCAUUUACACGCUUCCAGACAAGGUCUGGCAUUCCGCCAAAUUUGAUAAUUUAUCAGAAAAUCAGCGUGAAUGGACCGGCAGCUGGACAAAGAAAAACCCCGCUCUCCGCUCUGAAUUGUUGACCGAUCGAUCGGCCGAAGCAUUUGUUCGCGCUCAUUACUUCAAAACGCGGCCGGAUAUCGUCGAAGUCUAUGAAGCCCUUCCAAUCGCAAUCCUACGUGCGGACCUUUUCCGUUACUUGGUUGUUCUCGCCGAAGGCGGUAUCUGGGGAGAUUUAGACACUUCAUGCGAGAAAGAAGUUUCCGAGUGGGUACCCGUGGAAUACCGAAAUGAGAACAUUGAUAUGAUUGUCGGAUUGGAGUUCGACUUUGAAUGGCGAGGCCCAGGAACUGAAGUUGCUUCCCAGUUCUGCAACUGGAUAUUUGUCGCGCGGAAGUCCUCGCGUAAUCUUCAAAUCAUUGUGGACACUGUUCUCAAAACCUUGAAAAAUAUUGCCCGAGAUAAUGCCGUAGGCAUCGAAGGGAUUACCCUAGAAAUGCUUUCGGACGUCGUCAACGUGACGGGACCUAAGAUCAUGACGAUCGCGAUCAUGGAUAGUCUCGAACAAUUGCUUGGCAGGCCCGUGGAUGAUCGCGAUUAUGCACUCACUAAACGGCCUAAGCUAGUCGGUGAUGUUUUGAUCAUGCCUGGAGUCUCUUUUGCUGCUCUUCAAAACGGAAAUCCGACGGAUCAAGGUGAUGCUCUUGUCACUCAUCAUUACGAGGGCUCGUGGAAGAAGGAAGAUGCAGAGGCAAAGGAGCGGAAAAAGCUGAAACAAGAACAAGAACAGCAGCAACAGCAAGAUGCAUCGUCACCACCACCUCCCCCAGCAUUAGCAACACCAGAAGCACCAGUACCAUCUGCCGCUGCGACCUGA